This is a messenger RNA of Pyrus x bretschneideri (Chinese white pear), 1415 nucleotides long. Its product is annotated as mitogen-activated protein kinase kinase kinase 20-like. Gene Ontology annotation, biological process: protein phosphorylation. The record is from RefSeq and is a predicted model, not a curated record. Gene Ontology annotation, molecular function: ATP binding; protein kinase activity. NCBI's taxonomy places the organism in Eukaryota, Viridiplantae, Streptophyta, Magnoliopsida, Rosales, Rosaceae.
GCAGGUGCUGCUUAGUUCAGAGUUGUUGUGUUCGCUCUCCUCUUUCUUCUUUCUUCUUUCGAAAGCAAACCCAAAACUCUCAAGUGGAAAAACCUUUCUCUGAUUAAACCCUAUAUCCAUGGAGUGGAUUCGCGGUAAAGAAAUCGGCCGGGGAAGCUUCGCCACCAUCUACACAGCAAAACCCACCAGCCCAUCUUCUUAUCUUCCGCUGCUGGUGGCCGUGAAGGCGUCUGAAUCCGGCUACUCUGAUUCGCUCAAGAACGAGAAGCAAGUCCUCGACCAAAUCGGCUCCUGCCCACAAAUCAUCCGCUGCUUCGGCGCCGAUCACUCCGUCGAGAACGGCGAGAAAUUCUACAACUUGGUUCUGGAGUACGCCAGCGGCGGUACUCUGGCGGACGAGCUCCAAAGAAACGGCGGACGCUUGCCGGAAUUUGAUGUUCAACGCCACACAAAGUCAGUGCUCAGAGGCCUUGAAUUCAUCCACGCAAAAGGGUUCGUCCACUGCGACUUGAAGCUUCAGAAUGUCCUGGUUUUCGGCGACGGCGCGGCGAAAAUUGCCGACUUCGGGCUGGCGAAGAAGCAGGGGACGGAUAACAAGGUCGAAGUAAGGGGAACGCCACUGUACAUGGCGCCGGAAUCUGUUAACGACAAUGAAUACGAGUCCUGCUCCGACGUCUGGGCUCUCGGGUGUUUGGUGGCGGAGAUGGCGAGCGGGAAACCGGUGUGGGAUCACAACCCCGGCGUGAACAUGUUCAAGCUUCUGAUGAGGAUUGGGGGCGACGAGUUGCCGCAAAUCCCAGAGGAGUUGAGUGAAGACGGCAAAGAUUUUGUUUCCAAGUGUUUUGUGAAGGAUCCAAGACAGAGAUGGACGGCUGAGAUGCUUCUUGAGCACGCGUUUGUUUCCGGCGACGAUCACACUGUUCCGUCGGAGGAGAAGGCGCAGCUGUCGGCGUCUCCGAGAGGCCCAUUCGAUUUUCCGGAUUGGGUUUCGGUGGCGAGUACAGAAAUUUCUCCACAAUUUGUGGAUUCGUCUGGGAAAAAUUUGGACUCCGAGUUCGAUUGGUCGUCGAGAAAGAGUUUCGUUCCGGCGGCUGAUCGGUUGCGGCAAUUGGCGACGGAGGAGAAACCCAAUUGGUCGUUCUCUGAAGAUUGGGUAACAAUUAUGUGAUUCAAGAAUCGGGUAAUUUUCUGCGGCAGAGUAGGCGACGGAGGUAAAAAAACAGAGGAGGAGGAGUUGAAGAUUGUGAGAUACCACAGUAUUCGUUGAUUCUUUUUAGUGACUGUAAAUUUAGAGUAGGGCAGAAGCAGAUGAUUUUAACAGUCUGGUCCUGAUUGGCGCCACGAGUGGGUGGAUAAAACUGUACAGAAAUUUUUUGAUUGACUUGAAUAGUUGAGAUUAUAUUUUCCUAGAAAAA